This is a messenger RNA of Melitaea cinxia (Glanville fritillary), 12336 nucleotides long. RefSeq names its product talin-1 (gene rhea). The record is from RefSeq and is a predicted model, not a curated record. Lineage: Eukaryota; Metazoa; Arthropoda; Insecta; Lepidoptera; Nymphalidae. The coding region runs from base 441 to 11381 and encodes 3646 amino acids. Gene Ontology annotation, molecular function: structural constituent of cytoskeleton; actin filament binding; integrin binding. Gene Ontology annotation, cellular component: ruffle; focal adhesion; plasma membrane. Gene Ontology annotation, biological process: cell-cell adhesion. The transcript is spliced from 63 exons.
UACUUCAGUUUAAUUUUAUAUACAUACUUAACUAAUAAUUGUUUACUUAUUUCCAGGUAUAAUAAGUUGAAAUGUGAGACAGGAGAACAUAGAAACACGCCAAACAGUGCCUUAAGUAGUUAUAAACAAAGUGAACGGAAGCGAGGAGUGCAAACGAACGAACACACAUACGAAAAAACGAAAUAUAUUUAUAGGAACCGAGCGAGCGUCCACCGGAAACAUCGUCGGGCGCGUGACGGCUACGCGAGCGCAUACAGGCGCUUCAGGACAGCUGGAGGCGGCUGACGGCCACCAGACCGAGUACAUCACAGAGACGGUCGCGUCACCGCUCCUUUAGUCACGAGAGACGGAGACCCGACCAGGUCCAGAGGAGGAGCAGCGCGCACUCCCUAGACCUUGAACAGACAGCUACCAUACAUAGAGCGCGUUCCCUAUCCAAGAUGGCGACGUUAUCCCUAAAGAUAUCCCUCGAGGGCGGCAAGGUGGUGAAGACCAUACAGUUUGACCCCUCGACCACCGUUUACGACGCGUGCCGCAUCAUCAGGGAAAAGAUUCUAGAAGCGAAUGCUAAUGAUCCUAAAGAGUACGGCCUGUUCCUUGCGUCAGAGGAGGACAACAAGAAAGGUAUAUGGCUGGAGGCGUCCCGCAGUUUGGACUACUACAUGCUGAGGAACGGAGACCUGCUGGAGUACAACAAGAAGACAAGGAAUUUGAGGGUUAGGAUGUUGGAUGGAACCGUCAAAACCCUGCUCGUAGACGACAGCCAAAUAGUCGCCAACCUGAUGGUGGUAAUUUGCACCAAAAUCGGUAUCACCAACUACGAUGAGUAUGGACUGGUCCGUGAAGAACAAAAGGAAGAAGCGGAUCCAUGUGAGAAGCCCAACUAUGGAACUCUUACCCUGAAGAGACGGCAUCAGGAGAAAGAAAGAGACACGAAGAUGGAUCAGCUCCGAAAGAAAUUGAGGACUGAUGAUGAAGUGAACUGGGUGGAAGGUUCCAAGACCCUCCGGGAGCAAGGGAUCGACGUCAGCGAGACUCUUCUUCUACGGCGGCGACUGUUCUUCUCCGACCGCAACGUGGACUCGCGGGACCCCGUCCAGCUGACCUUGCUCUACGUCCAGGCUCGGGACGCCAUCCUCGCAGGGACACACCCUAUCACACAGGAUAAAGCUUGCGAGUUUGCUGGAAUACAGUGUCAGAUACAAUUCGGAGAUCAUAAGGAGGACAAACAUACACCUGGAUUCUUAGAUCUAAAAGAGUUCCUGCCGGCGUCCUACGUGAAGGUAAAGGGCAUAGAGAAGAAAAUAUUCAAGGAGCACCGCAAGCACGCCGGCCUCAGUGAACUUGACGCCAAAGUCCUGUACACCAAGAGCGCUAGAGAUUUGAAGACCUACGGAGUCGCCUUUUUCCUUGUGAAGGAGAAAAUGAAAGGCAAGAACAAGCUGGUGCCCCGUCUGCUGGGUGUCACUAAGGAUUCUGUUCUUCGCCUAGACGAGAAGACCAAGGAGGUACUCCAGACCUGGCCUCUCACCACCGUGCGGCGCUGGUGUGCCAGCCCCAACACCUUCACCCUAGACUUUGGAGACUACAGUGACCAGUACUACAGCGUCCAGACGACGGAGGCGGAGCAGAUCCUCCAGGUGAUCGCGGGCUACAUCGACAUCAUCGUGAGGCGGAGACGAGCUCGCGACCACCUCGGCAUCGAGGGCGACGAGGGCUCCGCCAUGCUGGAGGACUCCGUGUCGCCCUCCAAAGCUAACAUUAUACAACAUGACACUUUCAAGUCGGGUAAAGUGAACACGGAGUCAGUCGCGAAGCCCGCCGUACUGCGACCAGGCGCCGAAGGUGCGAAACCCUUCGCGGUGGGCCACUUGACUGGCGCUCAACAGACCACUGUGUCCGGGCAGGUCAUUACUGGACACGCACCGCCCUCUGCGACACAGAUCCAGCAGACGAAAGUUACAUCAAUUAUGACCGAGCCGCAGAGAGCGCUGCUGUCGACCAUCACCAGCGGCAAGGAGAUCAUCAAACAGACCGAGGAGGGCUUGACGAGGGCGUCCCUCCCGGCGCUGGGCCAGGACGCCGGCUCCGUGAAGUGGAAGACGGUGACCAUGGACAGCAGCAGGCAGGUGGUCACGUCGCGCAUCGCGGCCAUGAACGCGGCCACCGCGCAGGUGGUCACUCUCACCGCCGGCCCCACCGAAGAAAUGGAUCACACGGCGGUCGGAGCGGCUAUCACCACCAUCACAACUAAUCUGCCGGAAAUGACCAAAGGAGUCCAGAUGAUCGCAGCGCUGAUGGAGGACACAUCAGGUGGUGAUCGUCUCUUGGACGCCACUCGCCAGCUGUGCUGUGCCUUCUCUGAUCUACUGCGAGCCGCAGAACCUCACGCCAAGGAGCCACGUCAGAGCCUACUCAACGCAGCCUCCAGAGUGGGUGAGGCGUCGACCAGCGUACUCCACACCAUCGGGGAGGAAACCGAACAGGAUAAGGAAACACAGGAUAUCCUGCUAUCCCUGGCGAAGGCGGUCGCGAACACAACAGCGGCACUAGUCCUGAAGGCUAAGAAUGUGGCAGCGCAGUGCAAGGACGAGCAGCCGCUGCAGAACACUAUCAUAGCGGCGGCCACGCACUGCGCGCUCGCUACCAGCCAGCUCGUGGCUUGUGCCAAGGUGGUAGCUCCAACGCUCCACAACCCAGCCUGCAGAGAACAGCUGACCAGUGCAGCGCGCCAGGUCGCCCAAGCUGUGGAGAAAUUGGUCUCCGCAUGCAACCAGGCCCCAGAAUCAGCGGCCUCUGGUGUGGAACAACUGACGUUAGCAGCUCAGAGAGUUUCCGAGGAGUUGGAGAGGCUCCUGGCGCAUUGUGAUAUUGAUCGGCGCGUCCAAGCUACAGUAAUGGAGCAAUCGGUGGAAAGUGUGAUGUGUGCCAGUGAGCGCGUGUCUGAUGCUCCUGAUGCUCCCGAGAUGGUGAGACGAGCUCGUCUCCUGGGGCAAGCCACAGCCAGGCUUAUCGCUGAUAUCAAGACGGAGGCUGAGAAACAACCAUCUGAAUCUCAACGCAAGUUAUUAGCAGCGGCCAAGCUAUUGGCAGACGCCACAGCUCGUAUGGUGGAAGCUGCGAGACUUUGUGCUUCCUCACCACAGGAUCGUGAGAAGCAAGAGGCCCUUCGACGCGCCGCUGAAGAGCUCCGCUUUAUUACUGUAGACUACGCGCAGGGACAGGACAUCGUCAGCUCGCAGCUGGCACGGCUCACUGAAAGCGCCCGCCAAGCGACAUCAAGCGCAACUCAGCUGAUCACGUCCGCUCAGAACGCGACUCAGUACAACACUAACAAAUACUCGCAGGAAAUACUGCUGUCAGAGUGUACUGCACUGGGCGAGCAACUGCCUCGCGUUUCCGAAGCUACCCGCAGUGCGAUCGCGCGCCCCACCGAGCCAGCUGCACACCUGGAUCUCAUCGCUGCGUCGGAGACCUUCCUACAGCCCAGUGGACACGUGAUCCAGGCGGCGCGAGGGGUGCUCCCCACCAUCGAGGACCCUACCGCAGCCAAACAGCUGGCAGACACCACGCACCAGUUCACCACCAGCUGUGCAGACCUCAGGUCGGCAGUGAGCCGCGCUCGCGUGUCGUGCAAGGGCACGGAGCUGGACGCGGCUGCGGAGAUCAUCCGCAGUCUCCAAGUCGAGCUGGACGAGCUGGAGCAGGCGGCGCGUGCGCUCGAGCUUCGGCCGCUGCCCGGACAGACGGCGGAGUGGACGUGCGCGCGGCUGACGAGCGCGGGCCGCAGCGCCGCGUCGGCGUCGGCGCAGCUGGCGGGCGCGGCGCGGCGCGGCGAGGGCGCGGGCGCGGCGCGCGCGGCCGCCGAGCUGGCGCGCGCGCUGCGGGACUUCGCGCCGCCGCUGCGGGCCGCGCUGGCCGCCGCGCCGCCGCCGCGCCGACACGGUGUAAUAACAUCCGGUCGGAAAGUACUACACUCAUCCCUGACGUUGGUGGAGACGGUGAAGUACCAGCUCGCCAACUCCGAGGAGAUCGACAGCUCCAAGAUCAUGGCCAUUGCUAAGGACGUGUCACAGAGCAUAGAGCAAACGAUCGAGUCGGUACCCUCUCACGCGGAGCUGGACGAGGCCAUGGAGAGCAUCAACCAGACCCUCGACAUCCUGGAGAUGAACGACUACCCUCAGACGGACAAGAGCUAUGGAACUCUACAAACCGAGCUGAACGGAGCGGCAGCAUCGCUAAGCGGCGCGGCUGCCGAUGUGGCCUCAUCGGUCGAGGACGGCUCCCUGGCUCCGGCGGCGCAGACCUUCCGACACGCCUUCGAGAGACUCGCCGGAGUCUGCCUCGAAAUGGCUGGACAGACCGAGGAAACCGAAAGCCGCACACAAAUGGUCAGCUCCUUGAAGACGGUCACCAUCAACUCUUCGAAGCUCCUCGGAACUGCUAAAUCUGUCAGUCAGGACUUGACCCGGCCAAACGCAAAGAACCAGCUGACCGAUGCCGCGCGUGCUGUCACCGAAAGCAUCAACCAUCUCGUGGACGUGUGCACGGAGGCGGCGCCGGGCCAGAAGGAGUGCGCGGCGGCCGUGCGCAGCAUGGAGAGCUGCCGCGCGCUGCUGUCGGCGCCGUCGCAGCCGCUCAGCGAGCUGGGCUACUUCGCCUGCCUGGACGCCGUCGUGGACCGCAGCAAGCUGCUCAGCGAGGGUAUGUCGGGAAUGGCGAGUGCGGUGAAGAAAGUGGAGCACGAGGCGUUCGCCACGAGCGUGGCAAGUGUGGCCAGCGCUGUGCAGGGGCUUGUGGAAUGUGUGGCCCAGGCCGCCUACCUGGCCGCCGCCUCCGACCCCACCUCUACAGCGGGUAGAGCUGGGUUAGUGGACCGGGCUGCCUUCGCACGCGCCGCUCUGGCCAUCGAGCAGGCGUGCCGCACGCUGAGCGCGCCCAGCACGGAGCACGCGCGCGUGCUCGGCGCGGCCACGGCCGUCGCGCAGCACACGAGCGCGCUGUGCAACGCGUGCCGCGCCGCCAGCGCGCGCUGCACCGAGCCGCGCGACCGCCGCCACUUCGUGCAGGUGGCCAAGGACGUGGCGCACUGCACGGCGGCGCUCGUCAAGCUCAUCAAGGCGCUGGACGCAGACUGCUCCGACGAGGCCCGGGCCCGCUGUGCGGCCGCCACGGUACCGCUGCAAGAGGCGGUCCGCGGACUGCGCCAGUUCGCCGAUAGUCCGGAGUUCGCGGCGGUCCCGGCGCGGAUCUCGAGCGCCGCGCGUGAGAGACAGCAACCCGUACUUGCUUGUGGACGGGACAUCAUCACGCACUCGUGCUCCAUGGUGGAGGCGGCUCGAGCCCUGGCGCUGAGCCCGACGGAACGGACCCACUGGCAGGCGCUGGCACAGCACAGCAAGGCCGUCUCCGACACCGUCAAGAACCUCGUCACCGAGAUCCGUGAAAUGGCCCCCGGUCAGCAAGAAUGCGCAAGCGCAUUGGAGACGAUCAACAAACAACUGCGCGAACUCGACCAAGUUGCACUGCAAGCUGUCAGCUUAGAACUACAGCCCAGACAAGCCAACACGCUGCAAGGUUAUUCGGAGCAGAUUGAAAACACGGCGGCAGAAAUGCUGGAGCGUGUGGAGCCGCUGAGGGUGGCGGCGCGCAGCGAGGCCGAGAACCUGGGACACGCCGUCACUAACCUCGUGUCGUACGCCAGCCCGCUGGUGAGCGGCGCGGCGGGCGCGGCCUCGCACACCACGGAGUCGGCGGCGCAGGCGGCGCUGCUGCAGCACACGCGCACCGUGCUGGAGGCGCUGGCGCAGCUGCUGCUGGCGGCCAAGGCGGCGGCCGGCAACCCGCGGGCGACGGCGGCGCACGGCGAGCUGGAGGGCGCGGCGGCGGGCGCGCGCGUGGCGCUGAGCGAGCUGGCGGCGCACGUGCGCGAGCUGAGCACGCAGCGCGGCGCCGUGGGCCCGCUGCUGGACGCCGUGGCGCGCGCCGCGGCCCGCCUCGCCGACAACAGAAUGUCCCUGCUCGGCACCUACGAUGAGACCGACUCGUUCGUCGACUACCAGACUAGGAUGGUGGGUGUGGCGAAGGAUAUCGCCAGGCUGGCUACAGAUAUGACAGCAAAAUCAGCAACCGAACCGUCAAAACUCGUCGAAGUAGGUAACGAGAUGUGCGGCAAGUACGAGAAGCUGGCCGCUGACAGCGUUGGAGCCUCGGCCACCACGCCAAACGCGGAUAUCGCUAACAGGAUUCGCGUAUCAGCGGUAGAGCUGGGCGAGGCGGUGUCCGAGCUGGUGAAGGCGGGCGGUCGCUGUCGGCUGUCCGCCGCCCAGCCCAACAGGCGCGCGGUGGCGGACGCCGCGAGACUCGUCAACGAGAAGGUGGUAGCAGUACUAAGUGCGCUACAAGCUGGCUCCCGAGGAACACAGGCGUGCAUUGACGCUGCGGCUACCAUCGCCACUAUUCUCGGAGACCUGGACACCACUAUUUUGUUCGCGAGUGCUGGCACGCUCCAGUCCGACAAGGUGGGCGAUACGUUCUCCAACCACCGCGAGAAUAUCCUGAAGACUGCCAAGACCCUGGUUGAGGACACCAAGACCCUGGUCAGUGGAGCUGCCGGUAGCCAGGAUCAGCUAGCUGCAGCCGCUCAGAGUGCCGUCUCUACCAUCGUGCAACUAUGCGAGGUGGUGAAGCAGGGUGCCACGUCUCUCAGCGAGGGCGGGGCGGAGCCCCAGGUGCUGGUACUUCACGCCGCCAGGGACGCGGCCGCAGCCCUGCGGGACCUGGCCGCUGCGACCGCAGCCGCCUCUGGCAAACACGUGGCCCAUCCUGACAUGCAGCGCCUGAAACACGCCGCUAAGCGUUUGUCGGACCCGAAGCGUUGGAGCCUCCCCAUCAAAACUAACACAGUACCGCGAAGCAAGCGGCGAUCGAUUAACAUACGAGACUACAACUCUUGUGAUUCCGAGACGGAUAUCUUCCAAUCAGACCAAGAGGAUGAGCUCGUGAAGCUUCUAGAUUAUUCUAGCCACGAUGACGACGUGUCGCCGACUAUAUUCCACGAUAGUUGUGAAGAAAUGAUCGCGUAUAUAGAGAGCAAGAUGGAAAAACCAUCGCCAAGACUUAUAAACGACGAUGUUAAUAUAAGAUAUAAUCUGACGUCGAGAAAUAGUCUGUUCGAUAUGGACUGGCGCGUAGUGAAAUACGGCGAGAGCAUAUUUCUGGGGGAGCUUCGUAAAUUGGUCGAUUUAUGUGUUGAUACUUUUGAUAAAGCUGAAAACAGGAAGAAAAGGAAAGCAAUAGUGUUUACCAAAGUUAAUACAGACUUAGACAGUGAGAUGAAGAGAUUGUCUCAAGUGAUUGACGAUCUAGAUUGGCAGGAUGUUGUUAAUGAAAACGUUAAAACAACAGUAACUACACACACAACAGUACACAACAUGACCAAACACACUAAAGUCGAUAAACCCAAACUUAAAAGUCCUGAAUUCAAGGUCAAAAAAGUUAAACCAAUUAACUUAACUGUCAAUUUGGAGAUAACUACCGAUCCAGAAACUAAACCACCGAUAAAUAUAAUAGAACAUAAGGAAAAUGAUGAUGAUAAAAAAGUAACACAAAAAAAUGAUAAAAACGAAUUCUGGAAUAUGUUCAAAGAUGAUAAGGAAUGGUGGAAAGCGUUGGCCAAACGUAAUUUGCAUAAAAUGGAGGAAACGAGACGUGAACUGGAGCGUUUUAGUGGUCACGAGCUUGUUCUUGGCGACAUAAGGUCAGAGAUGGACAAAUACGAGAAAGAGAAAGAAACAUUACAAAACUUCAUAGAAGAAGUCGACAAAUCUAAAGAAGUUAACAAAGACUUAGAAUAUGACAAAAAGUACGAGGACAUGGUCUUGAAAUUGAUCGAAUUCGCUAAAAAAGACUUUGUUUAUAAAGGCUUCGAUCCUCUCAUUGAGAAGUUAAAGCUUCUCUCAAAUAUACAAGUCGAAGGGAGAAAGAAAAAGAUUGUAAACAUUGACGAGAUUCUGAACGUUUAUACCAAGAUUGAUAUUUCUAAAUACACUUAUGAAGAACUUUGCCUAUUAGAGAAAUAUUACAAAGAAAUGAUAAAGAAAUACAAAAGCGAGACGCGUAGGAAUGAAAAUAUCGCCCCUAUCGAAGAGACACGAGAAAAAUCUGCUCCCCCAACCUUUAACAGAAGUAUUAGCACAAACUCCAACCGUUUACUAACCAUGAACACUCAUAGAACCAGAACAUUUUCAAAUGAUACGACUUUGAAACGAAAUUCCAGAAACAAUCUAGAAAUUUUUGAUCUAACGAGGACAUAUCCUAGCGAGUAUUAUGCUAACAACUGGUGGACUAUCUACGAAGAUGUUCUCAAGAAUCGCGAACAGCAAUUCGGCAGUAUCGACAACUGGUGGCAGUUUUAUGAAGCGGUCCUGAAUAAGGAAGACACUAGCGAAGACCAACUGAGGAGGAUCCGAGCUAUUGUCGAGAGUAGACGAAAGAGACCAAGCAGCAGAAUGGCAGAACAGCUAAAAAUGCUAGACCAGGUCAAGAAUUCGAGGUUCCAGGAGACGCAGGAUGUGGCGACCAGCGAAAACGAAUCGGUAAUGGUGACAAAUGUGACGUCACUGCUGAAGACGGUCAAGGCCGUAGAAGACGAACACACGCGCGGCACGAGAGCGUUGGAGUCGACUAUCGAGGCUAUAUCGCAAGAAAUUGAGGUGCUGAUGUCCCUCGCUCUCCCCAAGAACACAGCAUCGGUGGAGGAACUGAUGCGCUGCACCCGCCUGAUGACCGCAGCCACGGCUCGGGCUGUCGCGGCGUCAGGACAGGACCAGCUGGUCGCCGCUGCCAACCUUGGAAGACGGACUGUCCUCGACAUGUUGGCGGCUGCUAAGGGGGCAGCGCACAGCGCAGAGACAGAAGAACUGCGUGAACGAACCCUGGUCACGACACAGGCAGCCGCCGAAGCCUAUAGAGCUUUACUUGCAGCUCUGCUAUCACCAUCUGCGAGGUCUCAACUACCGGAGUUGAGUCGGCGGGUAGCCCGCGCGGUAGCUGAUAUGUUGGCUACAGCUGAUUUGUUGAAGGGCUCAGAGUGGGUGGACCCUGCAGACCCCACAGUGAUAGCGGAGCAAGAACUACUGGGCGCCGCUGCCUCUAUAGACGCCGCUGCUCGUAAGCUGGAUGCACUGCGCCCACGAGUCGCUCCUAAAACGCAGGAGACGGAUGAGACUCUCAACUUUGACGAGAUGAUCUUGGAAGCUGCGAAGUCGAUCAUCGCCGCCACAUCGGCCCUCGUGAGAGCCGCGUCUGCCGCCCAGAGGGAGCUCAUUGACCAGGGCAAGGUGGCCAGGCGGCCGGCCACGUCGUCGGACGACGGGCAGUGGUCGGAGGGGCUGGUGUCGGCGGCGCGGCUGGUGGCGGCGGCGGCGCACGCGCUGGCGGAGGCGGCCAACGCGCUGGUGCAGGGCGCCGCCUCCGAGGAGCGGCUCAUCUCCUCCGCGCGCCAGGUGGCCUCCUCCACGGCGCAGCUGCUGGUGGCCUGCAAGGUGAAGGCGGACCCCACGUCGGAGUCCACGCGUCGCCUGCAGGCGGCCGGCGCGGAGGUGAUCCGCUCCACCGACAACCUGGUGCGCGCCGCCCGGGACGCCAUCACCUGCGACGACGAGCGCAGCCUGGUGCUCAACCGCCGCAUGGUGGGCGGCAUCGCGCAGGAGAUCGACGCCAGGUCUGAGGUGCUCCGCAUCGAAAAGGAACUAGAGGAGGCUCGCGGUCGUCUCACGGCCAUCAGGCAAGCGAAGUACAAGCUACGAGACACCUCUGGAGAGGACACCGACCCUGACCAUCCAGGGUACUCCAGCGACGCGUCUCAUGGUCACGUGCAUAGAUUCAAAACACCGAACAGCAGUUUCGCGAACACAACAUACAGCCCCAACAGCACGUACACGACACAGAACACAACCCAAAACACGACAAACAUGAGCCAACACACGACCAACUUGAGCCACAACACGACCAACAUCAGCCAACACGUGUCCAACCUCAACCAGUCCAUACACGGACCACCAACAUUGGAACCGAGGACGCCAACGUCGCCCAACUACCAAGGACAAACGACUAAUGGCUAUCAAAGAGAUGAUAAAGCUCAAAGCCCGAGCUUUUCAAGCUUCAGACCUCAAGAGGAAACUCCUAAACAGAAUUACGAGGGUUUCACGACACGAGAAAAAACUACAAAUGACAGAACGAUAAAAUCUAAAACAAGCAUGGUCGAAGAAACGGUGGUCGUCAAGUCGUUGCAACUGCCCGAAGUACGUACGGCGUUAUUGGUUGAGGAACAGACGGACGCACAGCGGAUAUUCUACCGCAGGGCGCCGCCCCCGCCGCCUCCGAGACGCGUAACACUACUAAACUACGAGACGAGAUUGUAUGACACGCCGCGUCCUAUCAACGAAUAUUACACAAAGACGGACGAACAGCGCCACUUUGAGUCGAGCCAAUAUCACAAGGAGCAGAAAUUCGGUUACGAUGCCCCGAAAUCACCGAUGAGUCCAAAGUUCAACGCCCGCGAACUUAAAUUCGAUGAGAAACCUGAACCAAUCUAUUCGACCCUCAAAAAGCCGACUUCCACGUUCGAUGGUCUCGGACAAACAUUUUCUGAACACCAGAAGUCUACAGAGGCGAUUCCUGGAGGCACGAAGCAUUCAGAGUAUACUGUGAAGAGCGAAUCGUAUCAGAGCUACCCUAAAACUGAAUUCUUUAAGACGGAAACGAGACAAGAGGUCAAGUCUCCCUUCGCGACCUCGACCCCCUCGAAGUUUGAUAAAGACUACACAGACUUCUCCAAAAAUAUGGAUAUAGUGAAGGCGCCAACGCCAGAUUAUGAUAGAAUUUCGUCCCCCUAUGGAAAGGAUGUCCAUAGCUACGGCGGACCGAAUUUCUUUGAGGAAACAACGACCGAGGUCAAGGAAAUACCAAAUGGUACCCAGAAAAUCACAACAACUAAAAUAUACAGCUCUUCGCCAGUAAACUUGACGAGCACAAGCACUAAAUAUGAACCUAUAAAGCUAGAGGGGUUAGAUGAACUGACCAAAUUCGAUAACGAUUCGAGGUACAGCACCCUGGACUCGCGCUUCAACACCUUGGAGUCGAAGAUGAGCUCUGACACGAGUCGCUCCUUCAUGAGACCCUCGGAAUUCCAGUCAUCGGAACACCAGACCACCAGCGUCAAAAAGCCCUCGGAUCUGGUGAAGGAAAUCGACGGCCUGGAUAAAAAGUUCUCGAAACAAACGAUUACCUCGGAGACAAUCGAACGGAAGUCGGUCAUGACCAGCUCCCACAAAUCGGAGACCAGCUCAACGGUCACCAAGAAGUUUGGAAACUUUUAAGAGUUCCGCGUUUAGAUGUCAUCGACGAAGCUCAUGAGCGACUCGACAGAUUAUAUAAAUAUAUUUAAGAUUUAUAAAAACGGUGCCUUAAGCAGCUUAUUUAUUAAAAAAUGAAUUAUAAUACUAGUAUAGCGAUGCCCGCGUAAGCGAUUCGUCCACUGAAGGUAUUGAAACACCAAUUAAAUAGAUUUAAAAAUACAAUAUUUGUAUAUAUUUACAUAUUAUAUAAAGUUUUUUUUUUAUCUUCAAUGUUUAAGCUCUUUUCAUAUGAAAUAUGUAAGCAUUUAAUAAACACUCGAGUAUAUAUAUUAUUAUAUAUUUCUCAUAAGGAGGACUUUUUAUUAUAUAAUAUAUUUCUAAUAAAAGGGACUUUCUUAAUUAUAAUCUUGUAUGUAAAUGUAAUUUUAAAAUAAAACCAUUUAUUGUAAUGACAUGUAUUCUCAGUAGUUCAAGACAUAGCUAGUUGUAUUUUAGUAAUUUUUAUAUCUUCCAUUUAAUAUUUGUAAAAUGUGUCGUGUUCUGAUACGUAAUUACUUAAGUACAUAGACGCCAUAUUGUAUCGUAACAACUAUUAUUAUUGAGAUAUCUGUAUUUUAACUUAAAUUAUUUUUCGUUCGGAAAUUACAUUUGAAAAAAAAUGCUGUUUUAUUUUUGUAUCAAAAUAUUGUCAAAUUUUAUUUUAAAAUAAUUUUAUGAAGAAUAAAACAAUUAUUACUAUAAUGUAGAUUUAAGUAUUGUGUCUUAUGUUAUAAUCUCAUUAUAUUAAUAAUAAUUUAAAACCAAAUAAAUUUUAACUAAUUCUUACUUGUCUAGUAAUAAUGUAAUCGGUUUGAAUUUUGGACUAAAAUAUUAUUUGUUAAUAUUAUUAGAGUUUUUAUUCGUUCGUACUCGCCGGUAGCUGUCGCUGGAGUCGGGGCAUUGUCUUGUAAUGUGUAGUAAACAUUUACUAAUUAUA